Ictalurus punctatus (channel catfish) is the source of this 1601-nucleotide messenger RNA. RefSeq names its product rasd family member 4. The coding region runs from base 194 to 820 and encodes 208 amino acids. The record is from RefSeq and is a predicted model, not a curated record. Gene Ontology annotation, molecular function: GTP binding; GTPase activity. The transcript has a single exon. Lineage: Eukaryota; Metazoa; Chordata; Actinopteri; Siluriformes; Ictaluridae.
UGCUUUUACAACAAGUAAUAAAAACAAGAGUGCAGAGGAGCUUGAAGAUAAACUGCUGUGCUUAAAGUAAAGAAUCUGAAAAAGCUGAAGGAGAAGAAGAAGAAAGAGAAGACAGAGAAGAAGAAGUGGAGCCUGAAACGUGAGGAAAGUUAGAAAGGAACCUCAAGCAGAAGGAGAUCCGUCUUCUUAUACCAUGUCUCUGGACGUGAUGGAGAAGACCCAGGUGCGUCUGGUGUUCCUGGGAGCAGCCGGCGUAGGCAAGACUUCGCUGAUCAGUCGCUUCCUGAAUGACUCGUUCGAGACCAAACACAGGCGCACAGUGGAGGAGCUGCACAGCAAAGAGUACGAGUUCUCGGGCAUCAAGGUGACCGUGGAGAUCCUGGACACGAGUGGGAGCUACUCGUUCCCGGCCAUGCGCAAGCUCUCCAUCCGCAACGGCGAUGCCUUCGCACUCGUCUACUCCAUCGAUGAUGCAGAAUCUCUCGAGAUGAUCAAAAAUCUGCAUGAUGAGAUCCUGGAGGUCAAGGAGGACAAGUUCACUCCCAUCGUGGUGGUCGGCAACAAGAGCGACCGUGAUGAGUGCAGGCAGGUGAGCUCCGAAGACGUCCUGGCUAUGGUGGAGCUGGACUGGAACAACAACUUCCUGGAGGCAUCUGCGAAGGAGAACGAGCAUGUCAUGGAGGUGUUCAGGGAACUUCUUAAGCAAACCAACCUGCCCAUGCGACUGAGCCCAGCACUGAGACGACGCAGAGAGACAUUUCCUAAAAAUGCGAACAUGAGGCCUCCAAUGAAUAAAACCAACAGCUGCACAGUGUCCUAAACUCACACAUCAAGCAUGUUGAGGACAUGCAAGACGGGCGACACCUCCAUACAGCUCUCUCUGUUUGAGAACAUUGAGAUCUUCUCUGUUUCAUUCGUUUAUGUAGGAGAGAAAAAUGAACAGAAACAAGAACAGGUGAAAACAGGAAAAACAAGAACCCAGAAUUCCUCUCUGCUUCCUGACUGCAGGGGAGAGAUGACCUGAAGGAGAGAAUAAAAUGCAGAAUAAAUGUAUAAAUUAACAUGAAGGUAAAGAACUGACAAAGACUCUUAUAAAUGUUUGUGCUGCUCCAGAAAAGACCUUCCAUCAAUGUUUGAAUAAUGUUUUGCAUCUUUCUUUAGCGUUGCUUUAAAAAACCACUUUUGCAUCAAUAUUGUGAAGAUUAAUUAAUAAAAAAGCGAUUAUACACCAUGCUGACUAGCUGUCUCGUUAGUUGGUGUUCAGAUCUAGGUUCUGCAGGUUCUUGAUGCAUAGUCAAGGGUUCCUACAAUCAAUAUUAUUGGUUUAAAUACUUUAUAAUUGAAUCAUAAGCUAAACUGCUUGGACAUGUGACUUGAAAGGAUUGAAUCUAAAAGCUAAAACUCUAAUAUGAAACAAAUAUAUUUCAAAAUAUUAUAUUUGGUUUACGCAGCUGAUCAUUUCUGUAAUAACAUUUCUAAUGGCUUCAGUAAUUAAAAAUAAAUGUGACUGUACAUAUUAACCUAAUGUGCUUAAUACGUGAAUAGAAUGUAUUUUACCUGUCAACUCAUUGUAAUUGUGUGCAUAAACAUAUUAUGAAUUC